Catharus ustulatus (Swainson's thrush) is the source of this 3875-nucleotide messenger RNA. RefSeq names its product laminin subunit beta 3 (gene LAMB3). The coding region runs from base 27 to 3518 and encodes 1163 amino acids. The record is from RefSeq and is a predicted model, not a curated record. The transcript is spliced from 22 exons. Gene Ontology annotation, cellular component: basement membrane. Gene Ontology annotation, biological process: axon guidance. NCBI's taxonomy places the organism in Eukaryota, Metazoa, Chordata, Aves, Passeriformes, Turdidae.
CUGCAAAGUUCCCCGGGAGUGUCCGAAUGGAGCCUCUGUGGCCGUGGGCAGUGCUGGCCCUGCUGGCUGCCCCACAGGUGCUGGGAGCACAGAGAACCUGCUCCCAGGGCGCCUGCUACCCUGCCCCCGGGGACCUGCUGCUGGGACGAGCCCCUGGCCUGACAGCCUCGUCCACCUGCGGCCUCAGCCGGCCUGAGACGUACUGCACACCCCAUGGAGAGUGGAGCAUGAAAUGCUGCAGGUGUGACUCGAGGCUGCCCCACAGCUACAACGGGCACCGCGUGGAGAACGUGCUGUCCUCGGCCGGCCGCGCGCGCUGGUGGCAGUCCCAGAACGGUGUGGAGCGUGUGUCCCUGCAGCUGGACCUGGAGCAGCUGUUCCAGCUGGACAGCGUCGUGCUGCACUUCAGGUCUCCGCCCGCAGCGAUGCUGAUCGAGCGCUCCGUGGACGCCGGCAGGACGUGGCAGGUGCUGCAGUACCUGGCCUCUGACUGUGCCACCGCCUUCCCCCGCGUGCCCCGCGGGCCCCCCGAGGGCUGGCAGGACCCCCGGUGCCAGGAGCUGCGGGGACACCCCGUGCACGGGGGCACGGUGAAAUUCAGUGUCCAAGACCUGGGGUCUACAAUCAGCUCCUCUUACAGCCAAGCCGUGGAGAAGCUGGGGCCCUUCACCAACCUGCGCAUCAACUUCACGGAGCUGCCCCACAUCCCACGCCAGGGCUACCACUCGCCCAGCACCUUCUACGCCGUGACGGAGAUGCAGGUGCUGGGGAGCUGCUUCUGCCACGGCCACGCCGAGCGCUGCAGCCCUGCAGGGAACCAGCACAGCACGGUCCCUGGGCACUGCGUGUGCCAGCACAACACGGCCGGGCCGCACUGCGAGCGCUGCGCUGCCCUGUUCAACGCCCGGCCCUGGGCGCCCGCCGAGGACAGCGACCCCCACGAGUGCCAGCGAUGUGACUGCAAUGGCCACUCGUCCUCGUGCCACUUUGACCCCGAGCUGUACCGGGCCAGCGGCGGGGCCAGCGGGGGGGUGUGUGACCACUGCCAGCACAACACCGAGGGCAACAACUGCGAGCGCUGCAGAGCCAGCUAUUUCCGUAACCCACGGAGGGAGCUGAGCCACCCCGAGGCCUGCCUGCCCUGUGAGUGUGACCCGGAUGGCACCGUGCCCGGCUCUGCCUGUGACCCGGGGACAGGGCGCUGUGUGUGCAAGGACAACGUGCAGGGGGACCGCUGCCACCUCUGCAAGCCGGGCUUUGCCCAGCUGGCCGCUGCCAACCCCGCUGGGUGCCGCAGAUGCACCUGCAAUGCCCUGGGGACGCGGCGGGACGCGGUGCCCUGUGACGGUGACACCGGGAGCUGCUUCUGCCUGCCCAACGUGGUGGGCAGCGACUGCGGGCAGUGCGCGGCCGGGCACUGGGGGCUGGCCAGCGGGCAGGGCUGCCAGCCCUGUGCCUGCCACCCCCGGGGCUCCCACAGCCCCCACUGCAACCAGUUCACAGGCCAGUGCCCCUGCAGGGAUGGCUUCACAGGACAGACGUGCUCGGCCAUGGGGCAGCAGCAGUGCCCAGCCAGGCACUACUGGGAUGCACGGGAAGGGUGCACAGAGUGCGACUGCGACUUCCAGGGCACGGAGGAGCCGGGCUGUGACCGGGCCACGGGCCGGUGUCUGUGCCGGGCCGGGGUCGGUGGGCCCCGCUGUGACCAGUGCCAGCAGGGCCACUGCGGCUCCUACCCCGGCUGCCAGCUGUGCCACCCCUGCUUCCACACCUACCACGGGGACACGGAGCGCCUGCGCCAGCGCCAGGCCGGGCUGGCCAACGCCACAGCACUGCUGCCCCCGGGCACCGGCGGCUCCCAGCUCGGGGCCCGGCUCUCGCAGGCGCUGCAGAACCUGCAGCAGGCGCAGGGCAUCCUCGGGCACCCCCCUGGCACCCAGCAGGGCCUGGCCCAGGCGGGCAGCGCGCUCGCUGCCAUCAGGGAGCAGGUCCGAGGCAUAAACCCCGACCUUCAUUUCCUGGAUGACACCGCCUCGUUAUCCAGGGAGCUCAAAGCCCUCAACAGCAGCUUGAUUGUCACCAACUCCCAGUACCAGAGCAAGAAGACCCAGUUUGAAAGCAGCCGCAGCACGGACCUGGCAGGAGCCUUCCAGACCAUCCGCUCUGCCUACCAGAGCUCCAGCAGUGCCAGCAGCCGUGCCCAGGCUGCCCCGGGGCUGCUGGCCCAGGCCGGGGAGAGCCGCCGGAGCGCCGCGGGGCUGCAGCGGGACCUGGCUGGGGACACGGCCAAGCUGGUGGCCCUGCAGGGCCAGCUGGCCUCAGCCCCCGACCUCACCCCUGUCAUCAACCAGGUGUGCGGAGGGGCCCGGGCGGAGCCGUGCACCCCUGCCCGCUGCCAGGGGCUGCUGUGCCCUCAGGACAACAGCUCUGCCUGUGGGGCUGGCCAGCCCUGCCACGGCCUCUUCCCGCUGGCCAGCGGCGCCCUGGCUGCGGCCGGACAAGCGGCCAAGGAGUUCAGCAGCCUGAGCGCCCGGCUCCAGGACACGGCACAGCUGAUCAGGAGCACGGAGCUGUCGGCGAGCCAGAUCCAGAGCAGCACGCGGCGGCUGGCGGAGCAGCUGGCGGUGACCAGGACGCAGAUCCAGGGGGACGUGCGGCGCCUGCGGCAGCUCCUGCAGCGCCUGCGAGCCUUCCUGGCAGACAAGGACACGGACCCUGCCUCUGUCCAGGAAAUCAGCGAGUCAGUUCUGUCCCUGCGCCUCCCCACGGACGCUGCUGCGGUCCGGAGGAGAAUGACCGAGAUCCAGAGGCUGGCGGCGGCGCUGCAGUGCCCCGAGGACAUCCUUGCCCAGACGGCCGAGGACACGGCCAGGGCCAAGAGGCUGCAGCAGGAGGCAGAGCAGGCCAGGAACCGUGCGAACGCCGUGGAGGGCAGCGUGGAGGAGGUGCUGGGGACCCUGCAGAGAGCCAACAGCGUGCUGCUGGAGGCCCGGGGGGCUCUCAGGGGCUCGGGCUCCUCGCUGCGCUUCAUCCAGGAGCGCCUGGAGGAGAUCGAGGCUGUCCUGGGGCCAGCUGAGCAGAACGUGGUGGCCAUGGGGGCCGGGCUGGCCGGGCUGGCCGAGCAGCUCUCGCAGCUGCAGCAGCGCACGGAGCAGAACCGCCUGCGGGCUGGGGACACGCGGGACACGGCGGGGACAGCGGCACAGCGGGCUAGUGCUGCCCAGGAGGCUUUUGGCCGGGUGAAGGAGCUGUACUCGGAGCUGCAGAGCAGGAUGGGGCAGGGCCCUGCGCUGGGCGAGCAGGGCAGGAGGGUGCAGAACAUCAGCCAGGAGGCGCAGGCUCUGCUGCAGGACACCAUGGGCAUCAUGCUCAGGAUGCAAACUUUAGAGUCGGAAAUUCAGGAGGGCAACGAGGCUCUGGUGUCCAGGAUGUCGCGGCUGUCGGGGCUGGAGGAGCAGGUGGGGAGGAUCCGCGACAGCAUCAAGAGCAAAGUCGCCUACUACGAGAGCUGCUCCUGAGCAGCCCUGCCCCUCUGCACGCCCUGACUGCUGCAGGCCCCCCCACUGCCCACUGCAGCUCUCCUGUGACCAAUAUCCUGAUUUUCAGCAAGCUAAUUUUCCAUACCUCUGGAAAAGAGCUGCACUGACCCACAGGAGCAGCCCCGUGGAGUUGGACUGGCCAAAGCUGCCCAGUGGUUGGAGGAAAAAGGGGGAGAGAAUCAGGCUCCCAUGGCAAAUAAACACAUCCACAGGUUAUUUCCAGAGGGCUCUAUAAACCAGGACAUUAUUUUUUUUUCUUCUUUUAGCCAAUUCAAGCUCUUUAAGCUGAAUUUCACUGUUCAAAUUAAAGCCCUCCUGUGGGGUCUUCUCAAGCUU